AUGCCACGACUGGAGCAGGUUUUACUGGCGAGAGAGGCCUUCACAGGGCCAGGAUUUGCCGAUGUCUUACAGAACUUGCAAAUACCCAUGCUGCAGGAAUUAUACAUUCACGGCAGCUCUGAAGCGAACACCGACACCUCGUCGGAUGGAGUUGAGGUGGCCAAGCCUGUUAAAGCCUCGGAUGUUACAAAGCUCUAUCUAUCAGAUUUCAAAGACACAUCCGCCACGAUGAACACGCUCAUCCACUGGCCAAAGUCUCUCUUCGAGUUUUCCAUAGAGAACAUCUACAGCGACCCAGACCACAGAGCCUCGCACCCAAAUUACCUGGAUCUCCCUCUACUUCGGAAAAUGCUCGACGAGCACAAGGACACGCUCACUACUUUGAGUAUCGGGCCACUAUCUGUUUCUGGUCGGGGCAGGCUUGCCAACCUAUCGGAUCUCUCGGCUCUCCACACCCUAUCUCUGUCCCGAUGGCAGUUGGGAGAUGAAUUAGAUGUUUCAUCAAAUGUUGCAUCGCUACUCUUGGGGCCAUGUCUUGAACUCUUCGUUUGGGAUUUCACCAUUUACGACCAGAAUUAUCAAAAGUGGUCUGAUUUCGGAACGCGGGAAUCGGUGUGGAUCAUGAAUCUAGCUCAGCAAGCAGUGGAGAGACGCUUGCCACUGAAGGAAAUCAGGAUCCAAUUCUCGCCGGAAUCCCCAACAUCCGAAGAUGAAGAUUAUCCGUGGGAUUUUAUCGAUGAUUUGGAUCUUCAAUUUCGGUCGCAAGGCAUAGCUCUCACCUACAGCGAGCCUACAAUGUCCAAAGAGGCAUUUUUGAGCCGAUGCAAGCCGACCGACUGA
This is a messenger RNA of Penicillium verhagenii, 840 nucleotides long. RefSeq lists its product as uncharacterized. The transcript is spliced from 2 exons. Bases 1 to 840 code for a protein of 279 amino acids. The record is from RefSeq and is a predicted model, not a curated record. Lineage: Eukaryota; Fungi; Ascomycota; Eurotiomycetes; Eurotiales; Aspergillaceae.